AUGUCCUUGUGGGCCAAAGUCGAUCGUAAAAACUUCGAGAACGAUUUAACCAGCCUCGUUGCACAUGGCAAGUAUCAAGAUCACAGUCUAUUGGCUGAGGUGGACAGGCCGAGACGCGUGGAAGGAGCACAGAUCGAAACAGCGCUUUCGGAAGAAGACGAACGCCAACUUGCUGAUGAUAUCGCCUUCUUGACUUGUGUGUCGCAGGGCCGAGAUGGGGUAACGGCAGCAGCGGUACAGCAAUUUCCCAACAAGCCAUUCUUGCGGGCAACAGUUUCUGCCAAUGCGGGCAUACCAGAAGCUACAAAGACUGCAGUUCAACGACUGUUCGCUCACCUUGAAGAAUGGUCGCGGGGGAAGUCGACGAGGAAGGACACUCUGUCGAAAGUCCAGACCACGCUCGUCACCCUUCACCGAGACCGCAUCUUUGAUCGACUCGGCAUUGUAAAGAAAGCAGGAACCAUUGGGUGUGGGAUAGAGAAGUCCGUUGAGAUGAUUUUGUCACAAGCAAUGUCCACAGGUUCCCAUGAUGAGGAGCAGCUUGGCUUCCAUCGGCGUCUCAAGAAAUUUCAGCAAGCUCUCCAGCAGAUCAUGGCCUCGCAGGUGGGCGACGAAGAACGAAAAGAUUUCAUUCGGCUUUUGCGGUGCGCCAACAAGCUGAUGUACUUCCAAGAUCUGAUUUCUGAGCACUUUGGAGUGGACUGGAUGCGACAGCUGCGUGCUCUUGCGAACUAUCACAGAAUCUUUCAUUAUCUCAUGACAUUAGCGACCCGCGCGAAAGCCCUGCAGUACUUCUUGUCUUAUUUGAACUAUCGCGUCUCAAAGUUUGGCGCAGUUAUCAUGGUUAUUUUACGCGCAAUAUAG
Messenger RNA from Cercospora beticola, 864 nucleotides. RefSeq lists its product as uncharacterized. The record is from RefSeq and is a predicted model, not a curated record. Lineage: Eukaryota; Fungi; Ascomycota; Dothideomycetes; Mycosphaerellales; Mycosphaerellaceae.